UUCCGCUUACAAAAUUUUCUCCCGUAUCCUGUUCCAGCGACUGAGGCCGUUGCAGGAAGCCUUUGUUGGAGAAUACCAAUGCGGUUUUCGAGUGGGGCGAUCUACAACGGAUCAGAUGUUCACCUUGAGACAGAUCCUUGACAAGUUUCGAGAACACAACCUGCAGACACAUCAUUUGUUUAUAGACUUUCGAGCGGCGUACGAUACAGUGAAACGCAACGAGCUGUGGCAAAUAAUGCUAGAACAUGGUUUCCCAACUAAACUGAUUAAACUGUUACGUGCGACGCUUGACGGUUUCACAUCAUGCGUCAGGACAGCGGGCGAAUUUUCGGACGCGUUUGUGACGUUGGAUGGUCUGGAGCAAGGUGACGGGCUCUCGAACUUGCUGUUCAACAUAGCUUUGGAAGGUGCGAUACGAAGGGCAGGUGUGCAGAGGAGCGGCACCAUCAUCACUAAGUCUCACAUGCUUCUGGGCUUUGCGGACGACAUUGAUAUAAUUGGUGUUAACCGUAGAGUAGUUGAGGAGGCCUUUACGGCUCUCAGAAGGGAAGCUGCGAGAAUUGGACUCACCAUAAACACUGCCAAAACGAAGUACAUGGUGGCUGGCAGAGAGCGUGGUAGUUCUACGGGUGUUGGUGCUGCGGUGGAGAUGGAUGGGGAUACUUUCGAAGUGGUCGACGAAUUUAUUUAUCUUGGUACUCUCGUGACAUGUGACAACGAGGUGAGCCGCGAGGUAAAGAGGCGGAUUGCGGCGGCGAAUAGGGCUUAUUACGGAUUGCGUAGCCACCUUAGGUCCCGUAGCCUAUAGAUCCGUACGAAAUUUGCGCUCUAUAGGACUCUGAUCCUCCCGGUGGCGCUCUACGGACAUGAAUCGUGGACGUGGAAGGAGGCCGAUCGACGAGCGCUUGGGGUCUUCGAGCGUAGAAUCCUGCGAUCAAUACUCGGAGGCAAACUAGAGAACGGGGUGUGGCGCAGGCGCAUGAAUCACGAGCUGUACGAAGUAUACAAACACGCUGAUAUUGUCAAGCUGUUGAAACACGGCAGGUUACAGUGGGCUGGCCAUGUAGCACGGAUGGCGGAUGAGCGACCGGCAAAGAUAAUAUUUAGUAGAGAACCGGAUAGAGGCCGACGACUUCGAGGCAGACCGCGCACGCGCUGGAUGUGUGCUGUCGACGAGGAUGCCAGAGCAGCGGGUGUAAGGGGAGACUGGAGAGUAGCAGCCCAAGACCGAGUUUUGUGGAGACGUAUUCUGGAUUCGACAUAGGAUCUUAAUGAUCUGUCGCCAUAAAAGUAAAUAGUAAAUGCGUAAUAUCAACCCAAGAAAAGCGCUGAAUAGUUGCCUCAUCGCAAACAUUGAUCUAUAAAAUCUAAGUUGAUGGCUCACUUUGCGGACUCGCUAUUUAUGACUCCGCAUACCGCAAGCUUGACAAAGUCACCACCGUUCCGUAAGGAUAAGAAAGCAGAUUAGUGGUGUAAUUGGUUGAGUUAAAGUGUCUCUUUUUCAUAUCUGCCGUUGGAAUCUACAAGUUCUCGUUCUCGCCCAGUUGGUGCGAAGCAACUGGCAUACACAAAAAUAGAAGGCAGUAAAAAUGUGCACGACUUUGAUGUUGUUACAGUUGGUAGCACUUUUUGUGGCAGGUGCUUAUGGUGGUAGCGGCUCAUGCCGCGAUGCCGCACUCUGCUGUAGCGGCCGGGAUUCCGCUUGUGUCGUGCAAAAAGUGCCGCCAAAUGCAAUGAUGGCGGAUUUAAAUGUAAAACCGUGCUACUGCGACCACGCCUGUUUAAAGCUGGACGACUGUUGUGGCGAUUUCAAGGGAUACUGUGGAGUGAUCGAUUGUGCUGUCAGUGUUUGGGGACCGUGGAGGGAAUGCGACGCGCUAUGCGGUUCCGGAACGUCCACUCGAAUCAGGACUAUUCGACAACCAUCGCAUAACGGUGGUAAACAUUGCCCGUCACUGGUGCAAAAACGCGGCUGUCAAGGAGGCAACUGUCGAAUGGCCGACAUGCUGCGGCUACUCGGAGAGACAGCGAGGCUUCUACCGGUGGAGACAUCUCAGCAGCUGAACAGAGCAGAAAGUGGUACCACAAAAACCACACACCGUGAUGAGCACGAACUGAGAAAUCCACACGCUGUUUCCAGCAAAUACGAAACGAAUAGCCACUGCAUUUCAUUCGAGGUCAUGAAGGCGAGUAAACACUGUCAAAGAGAUCCCGACUUCCGACUACUAUCCGAGGGAGACCGUGUGGUUGUACGGUGUGGCUUGAGUCUGUUUAGUGUCGACGAUGCUAGUUCCUCCGUCUACGACUACCUAUUCAACAACUCUAUUUCGAAGGGACACAUAGGAAACGAUAGCUACAAGAACGACGUUAGUGAUGGGGACAUUUACGACACUAGUGCAGAGUAUGACAGCAGCACCAAUAGCACCACAAGGGCAAUCCAACAUACAGUGUUAUAUCGUCGGUGCCUAGGGGAAGGCCUCACGGGCCGAAACACACGGUUCUCUGCUUUGACUGUGCCCGCAUGCCACGGAAAGUGGCUACGGUUAACGGUUGGACUACCGAAAAAGUGCAGCCCAAAUGAGGCUCGGUUUAUCUUUGUUUGAAAGUGUGACCAGCACCUCUGAGCUGGGUUGCUACGAAAGCAAAGACCAAGAGGUAAAUGGUAACGUAACACUGCACAAAGCGAUAAAGUGUGAUACAGACGAAACAUAGCUCUUAUCAAAUCUGCAAGCGUUAUUGUGGAGUGGAAAAACUGGUUCUGAUCGUUUAGGUUACGGAUAAACUGAUGAAAGCAACAUCAAAAAAUUUCGUCGUUAUUUGAAAUACUAUCUUUUGGUUUAACCGUGCUUUGACAUGACUCAAAAGCAGAUGAUACAUGUAAAUAACUUUGAUAAGUGAUUAUAAGAUACAAUACAACUUGAACAUUCGAAAUAAACACGUAUUAUCUAA
This is a messenger RNA of Wyeomyia smithii (pitcher-plant mosquito), 2949 nucleotides long. RefSeq names its product somatomedin-B and thrombospondin type-1 domain-containing protein-like. The coding region runs from base 1590 to 2603 and encodes 337 amino acids. Lineage: Eukaryota; Metazoa; Arthropoda; Insecta; Diptera; Culicidae. The transcript has 5 exons. The record is from RefSeq and is a predicted model, not a curated record.